Drosophila ananassae is the source of this 7393-nucleotide messenger RNA. RefSeq lists its product as uncharacterized. The record is from RefSeq and is a predicted model, not a curated record. The coding region runs from base 661 to 4464 and encodes 1267 amino acids. The transcript is spliced from 14 exons. Gene Ontology annotation, cellular component: plasma membrane. NCBI's taxonomy places the organism in Eukaryota, Metazoa, Arthropoda, Insecta, Diptera, Drosophilidae. Gene Ontology annotation, molecular function: protein binding.
CCGAGUCUGUGGCCAUGUCAUUACGUUCGAACGUCAGUAGUUGGAACAAGGACGCGUUAUGUGCAGAAGCCUCAGAGCACGAGCCGCACGAGAAUCGCUGAAAAUCGAAAAUCGCUACGGGAAAAGCAAUAAAAUAAUAUAAAGUAAAUAAAUAAUAAUUACAAAAAUAAAGUAAAUUGAAAAAAAUAUAUAUCCUGCUGUCAAUUUCACACCAAGAUGUCAGAGUAUCAGGUGCUCAAGUGUGGUGCGUGAGUGCAGUUGUGUUUUUCGGCCAAAAAGGAAAGUUUCGUAAUUUGUGCCAAAUCAGCAGAUUGCCGUUACGUAUACGCAACGUGUGCGGAGUGCGGAGAUCCUUUAUUGAUUGUUACAAGGUGAAAACAAAAAAUAAAAACCAUUCGAAUAACGAAAAAUCGCAGAAUGAUGCUGGCCCAGUGAGUUUUCCAUAGCGACGCCUCGUUUCGGAGGCCUCAGCAGUGAAAUGUUUGCAGCUGACAGUCAAGGUCGCCGACGCUUUUGACCGCAAACAUGUCGCCCACAAAAACAUAAGGAUUCCAGCACAACAAAAAAGUAAAACAACAAACAAUACAAAUAAAAACAAACGAAGCAUUUUCCGCAGGCAGUUUAAAAUCAUCAUCAGCUCAUCAGGAAAGCGAAAUUAAAAUGCCGAGGAUGCCCAGACGCCACAAACACUGCCAUCACCGGUUGUGGAGCUCAUCUUCGUCGGUGCUGCGUCUGGUGGAGCUGCAACUGCUGCUGCCCGCGGUGUUGGUCCUCCUGCUGGCCACCACCCUCGGAUUCGCCUGCCGCGUCUCUGAGUUUUCCUGCAAGGGCAGCGGGAACAGCGGCAACAUUUGCGUUCCACUGGACAAAUACUGCGACGGACGCAGCGACUGUGCCGAUGGCACCGAUGAGCCCAAACAUUGCUCCGUCUGCAAUCGGACUUAUUAUGGCGAUAUUGGACGCACCUAUGCCAUAAAAGUGCCAACGCCACAGUGGAAUAAAUUGCCGUUCCUCUGUCACUUGACAUUCACAGCAUCCGGUCAUGAUCAAGGCGACAUUGUCCAGAUCAUCUUUGAUGGCUUCACGGUGGGCCGCUUCGACGAGGGCAUGGUCGACACGGACGUGGAUGGUUACGAAACGAGCCUUAGUCCCACCGGCGAACUGCCCGGCUGCCCCGAGGGCUUCAUGCAGCUCAGCGAAUUGGGACGCCCAUUCACCGGCGGCUCCUGGUGCGGCAAGGCCACUGGACCGCAAUUAUACUUUAGCGAGACAUCCACGGUGACAGCGUCGGUGAAGGUAUUUCAUCCGCCACGCAAUAUCCGAGAUGAGAAGCCCUUUGAGUUCAGCAUACGAUAUAAGUUUAUAAGCCAAUCGGAUGCCGUUGUGAGAUACGGACUGCCCGAUAAGCCGCUCGAACUUGGCCGGGUGACACCUGGCACCUAUUGUACCAGGCAAUUCGAUGAAUGCUAUCGUAACAAGUGUCGCCUGCAAAGUCCAAAUUAUCCCGGUAUGUAUCCAAGGAAUGUAACUUGCUAUUGGACGAUCCGGCAGAAAGAAGUGCCGACCAGCAAACAUGCCAUGAUUGCAGUUAGCCAGGAAAACCAGCAUAAGGCCUUGGUGAAGCGCUCGAUUGCCAGCUUUAACAAGACCUCACGUUCAAUUCGAGCCUGGUCCGACUGUACAGGUGAGAGGGAUCACCUGAUAUUCUACGACGGCAGCUCCACCAACGAUCCCGUCUUGGCCAAAUACUGCGGAGGCGACUGGCUGCCACGCGUAGUGUCACGUGGCCCCGAAAUGCUGGUGGCCUUUCAUUCCAGUCCUUUUUCGGCGCCUCUGCAGCAGGGAAUCCCGAAUCGUGGCUUUGAACUGGACGUGGACAUACUCUUCACCGACUCCGACUCGUUUGACUUUGCCCAGGGCACCAAGAACCUGUGCGAGUUCCACAUCAAUGCAUCGAAUCCAGAUGAUGUGCUCUUCUCGCGCCGCGGCCGCAUGGGGCGCAUUGUGAGUCCGCGUCACACGCUUCCGCCGAAUACGACAUGCACGUACCACUUUCACGGAUAUCCUGGUGACCUGAUUUGGUUAUCGUUCACCAGCUACAAUCUGCAGAUACUGCAGCAGGCGAUACACGACAACAAUACGCUGGGACGGAGCGAUCUGCCGCCUUGGAUAACCCGCCUGAGGAUGUGGGACAGCUAUGGAACAUAUGUGCCCAUGAAAUCGACAAGUUCAACCACCGGGCAACCACCCCCACCUCCCCCCGUGGCCUCGUCCGCCGACGGGGGCAAGCCCACGCUUCUAAAUCAGAGCAAUUACGGCAGCUACUACUACAGUGCCAGCAAUCCGAAGCUGAACCGAAAUCUGAGGGUGAACAUCGACAAUGCCUGGAAUCCGGUGGACACCUACAUCUACGGCCCCACUCAGUCCAGUGUCUUCAACCAGGAGAAUAAGUACAGUGGCUACCAGGGCGGUGGACCCGGAGGAUCGGCCGGGGGAGCCGGUAAACAGGUGGGUGGCGUCAAGGACAGCCUUAAUUUCAUCUCGAGCGGCAAGUCCUCGAAGGAGGUCUCCGCCGCCGCUGUGGUCAGCUCGGACCGGAACAGUGCCAUCGCCCUGAUGAGCUCCAAAGGCAAGAGGCGCCUCAUGCUGGAGAUCUACGACUACGAGACGCCCAAGCUCUGCGAUCAUACGGCCAUCGGGAGUGGCGUGAGCGGAAGUAGCGCCAUUAUGGGCGGAAACAAGCAGAGGCCCUGCAGUCCCCUGGAGAGUUACGUCAGCACCGGAAGGGAUUUGAAACUGGAGUUCCACACGCAUACGGGCACCGCCUUGUUCCCGGCCCAGUUUGCCCUGAAUUACGAGUUUGUGGACACGGAACAGGGCGGAGAAACCUGGGCAGGACGACGCGGCGAGGAUCCCGUACCGCCACUAUGUUCCAGGGUCUUCCGCAAGAGGAAGGGUAACAUCCAGGUGCCAAGAAACGUAUUCCUUUACGGGCGAGGAGGAGCCAAGAACAUAACCUGCCUGUACCGCUUUGAGGCUGGUCCUUCGGAGCGGGUUAAGCUGGUCCUGCACAACGUGUCCUUCGGCGAUGGUACAGCCUGCACCACGGACUCGGACCUGCAUACGGGCAGACCUCGCUGCAAUCAACUGGAUCCCGAGGGUCGCAUCACGGAGCUGAGAUUAUUCGAUGUCCCCUUCAGGGACGUGAAAAUCCAGCUGGGCUGCUUCUGUGACAAUUCGAGUGCCCUUUACUCCAAUGCACCGCUCACCUUCGUGUCCCAUUCGCGGAUUAUGGAGCUUACGUUUACAGUCACGAGACUGAAUAUAUCCGAGGAUUUCGCAGAUGUUUUCUUCUCAGCUUCAUAUGAGUUUAAGCGGCAGCCGGACUGCAGGAAGCAGCUGAAGCUGAAGGGCGCCGGCGGAGAGGAUGAUUUAAAAUAUCCUCUGAAGACCCAGGAUGCCAGCUGCGAGGGUCUGGCCUGGUACAUCGAAGCCCAGUCCGCCGAGAGAUCGCUGUUCGUCCAGACUUGGGGUGCUUAUCUGCCGGUGGAUCCCACCUCCGAGGACGCCAUGAGGUGUCACACCAAGAAUCGAUUGAUGGUUUACUCGGGACGACCUUUGCGGCCCAUGAGGGUCGUGUGCCCAGCCCAAAGUGGACCCAGGCCGACGUCCCUUCACAUUUUCUCUGAAGACUGGACCAAUGGACAGCCCUUGUUCCUGAAUAAACCCGUCAGCCUGGUACUGGAACCCAUUCUCAAGGAGCCCGGCGACAUUGGCUUCACGUGGCUGGAGAUCCAUCGCACCAAGAACGCUCUCCUGCAGCAAUUGGACCUGCAUGUGAAUGCAAGCGUAACCACGGGCCUGGGCACUCAGUCCUCCUCGCCCACCUCCCAUUCGGGCGGCGGUGGGGUUGGGGGCCUGGGUGGGGCGGGCACUGGUGGUGCCGGAUCGGGAAGCAACGCCGGAGGCUCUGCAGGCGGGGCGACGGCCAAUGAAACGCUGAACGAGUUCGGCUUCUUUCCCAAGGAGUCGGAUUGCGAAUACAAAUGUCCUGAAAUUGAUGCAUGCAUAGCGGCCAGCCUGUGGUGUGAUGGUCAUCACAACUGCCCCAGCGGCUUCGACGAGUCUGAGGAGGAGUGCGGUACCGCCCGGAAGCUCCUGGAGUUGCCCGGCGGUGUAUUCGCCGCUCUUGGCUGCAUUGCUGCCGCCCUGACCGCCUGCCUCAUAUUCUGCAUGUUCGGCCUGAUGCGCAAACGGAAAAAGUCGGUGGUGCAGAAGGGCGGCGGCAUGGGUGGUGUGGGUGUGGGUGUGGGCGUGGGUGGCAUGGGCGGCAUGGGUGGCGUGGGAGUAGGGGGCAUUGGCUUCAUGAACGGAGCUAGCAAUGGCAAUUUGUCGGCGGGCAGCAUCGGCACUUUGAAGAAGGACUUCAAGAAGGAGGCGCUCUACAUCGACCCUGCCUCCUGACAUGGGCUCCAGCCGGUCGAAUAUAUCCACGUGGAUCGGGAGACCACCGUGUGAUAUGUUGCCGCCGGCUGUGGCUUUACCUAUGAUCAUGUGGAGCUUUGCAUGGAGACGGCCUGACCGGAGGAUCACCGGACAACGGCUGAUCCUGAACCCGUUCAAAAUCUGGCCUGGAGAUUUUAAAGAUACAGAGGCAACGCCUGAUGGUAUGAACACUAUAUGAAACUAUACUUAAGUCGAUAACUUUUCUAAAUGCUUCUGGGAGUAACAAAUUGAGCGCGAAUGUGUGUGGUUAGUCAUAGGGAAAAGUUGAUCAGCCGCCUAGAGGAAAAGUAGAUCUUCAUAUUUGUGUUAUUUUAGGUUCUUCUACUAGCUAGUCAGUCUGCAAGUCUGUACAUACUUUCGUUCUCAGAGUUUGGUUUUGAAAUAGAAGUCAAAGCUAUGAUUUUAUUAAUCAAAUAGUUUUUAUCGCAGUUGUUGAUAAAAUAAAGUAAUGAGAAUCUUGAAAACUUCACCAAAAAGCAUCCAUUGAAACACCUUUUUACAGAAUACAUUUUUCUGUCUUGAAACCACUUUUGACUUCCAUUUGCAUUUAUUCUUUUUAAUUACAAAUCGAACUAAUGUUUUUUAUCAAGACUAAAAGAAAAAUAAACAAAAGCAAAAGCAUAAUAAAAAGGUAAAUAAAUCAGAAAUAACUAUUGUAAAUUAGGUACCUUUAAUACAUUUAGAUCCGCUAGAGAGCAAACAAUUUGUGGGCAGUUCGUAGAUGCCAUUGGCAUGUUUAACGUAUAGCACAUAGCACCCAUUAAAGGAAGUAAACAAAUUACAUUUAGCAACUAAAUGGACGAGCGAAGUAACUACAAUGAAAUUGUAUAGAUCAGACCCCCUCUGACACUAGGUUUUAAGGCAGUAGGAUAAGUCUAGAGGCAACUGUUGGCAGCAUUCAUGAAUGUGAGUUUGGGGAGGAGUAUAUGAGGAGGAAAAUCUCUACAGUGUUGUGAUCUAAGGCAUGCACAUACUGAACUAUGUUUAAACACAAGCAAAUCGAAGCAUUUACAUGAUUAACAAUUAAUUAAUUAAAAAUGAGGUCAUGAUACGAUAUACACACAUAUGUAUGUAUAGGCAAUAGCUAGUAUGUAGUCUAUUAAUAUUGAGGCACUCUUGGGUUUUUGUAUCGUACUGCACCGAAAACACGUAAGCGGAGAGCAUCACUUAGUGGUUCAUUAUAUGCAAAUCGAUCAAACAAAUGGAUAAAGUAAAUUGUUAUUAACGGAUUAAGUAGAGCUCCAAACCACAGAUAUGUUCACUCUUUCAUAUAAAUCAAGGGAACUGCCAAAACAAUUCUAAACUUUAAAAUAUAAAUCAGAUGUAAAUAAUUUUGUCAGCAUUUUAUUUCCUAAUUCGACACACAGAAUGGUUCAACAUAAGUAGCUACCAUGGAUCGUAUUCCUAAUGUUAUUCAAACAAGUAAAGAAGAGUCGUAAAAAUGUAUCCCGAAACUCUCAUUUAAGCCAUGGCUUAUAAUCCAGACACCAGAAUCCAAAUAAACAAUCAAACUUUUGGCAGUUGUUAGAAUUAAGCAAACACCAAACAAGAGCAAAAAACAAGACAUAAGUACUUUAUUUUAUAGACACUAAAGCUAGGAAAGAAUUAUAAAAACGGUACAUACGAAAUCCAACUGGCUGCAAUGAGAAUUUUAAAAAUUUAAAAACCUCCGCCAUAUGCAGACGGAACUCACAUCCAUAAAAACCCAUUAAAAUUUCAACUUCAAUGGAACCUUACCAAAAUGCAUGUGUAUAAAAAAAUAAGUAACUAUAUACAAAUGAUUUAGUCACCAUAAAAAAAUAAAAGGGAAAUAUAUGCAUAAAUAAAAUCAAAUAUUUUCUGUUGGCAUUUUUUGAUAGCAAAUAACCUAAAUAUUUAUAGCCGAAAAAAAAAUCAAAUGAUGCGCACUUUGUACAAUUUUAUGGAAAACAAAAAAUUAUUAUUUCCAGUCACACACAGGCAGUAUAGGAUAUUUUACACGCAUCCAUAUAAGAGAUAAAAUAAUAAAGAGAACUAUAUAAAAAUGAAACGAAAUUAAAUUAAUUAAAAUUGGCAAAUAGGCCAGAGAAAUGCAUUUUGUCUGCCAGCCAUUGAGGGCGAAGAAAAAAAACAAACACGAGGUAUAACGAGUAAAUAUUGGCAGAUAGGCAGUGCGUUUAAAUUGCCAAAUUUAAGGCCAGAAGUUGCUACUUCAGUGGCCAGCACUGUCGCCUCAAAAAAGACCUCUCCAUCACCAUCAUGAGUUCGGUUCAGUUCCUUCUCUCAAACCAAAAACCAAACUAUGAAAAUUCUGUGCCAACUGUGUUUAAAGUAGAACUCAAAGAUAAAGUACGAAUAAACGAUAUGAACGGAGAAAUUGAAUUAUGACCGCUCAUAAAACACUGCAUGUAAUUUAUUUGAAAUGUUCGAAAAUAAAGUAGACAAAAAACGAGUAACGCAAUGGCGACUGGGGCGAACCCUGUGCUCUAUGAUAAAUAAUAUUAAAAUACAGACAUCUGUGUAAAUAGUCAAACUGCGUACAUUCUACGCAUACUUAAUUAAUAAACCCAAAAAAAAAACAGACCCAUGAGAAGUAGAAUCUUAAAGAGAUAUAAUGGGAGAUGAAGUCUUUUGUUGCCACUUUCCAUCACUUUUUGAAUUCCCCAUAAGUUUUGGUCUUUAUUUGGUCUGGCAGUUCGAUAGCAUAAGUUUCACUUGUAUGAUAAAUAAAACUAAACCAAAUAUUUAUAUAGAGAUAUUAUACGUAUAUGGAAAAGGAAACCUUAAAAUAAUGACGCACUGAAUCAAAUAGAAGAAACGAGUAUUUAAAAACCAAGACAAUUAAAAACCAUAAAAGAACUUUAAGCAAAACCAAACAAAAAUAAAACAAAAAAAAAACUGAAAUUUA